AAGUGUGGGCGUAAAUAACAGCUUUUUAUUAAUUAUACUUAUGCUAAUCAUAUUUUAGCGACAUAUCUUUGCUGUGAUUCUCUCCGCUGCAUGCUCUCUUGAGUUCUCUCUCUCUUUUUUCUCUCUUCCUCUCUCCUUCCCUCCCCAGUUCUGGCGUAGUAAAGCGCGUUCCCGCGUCACGCGCGACACCUUCGGGUUGAAUGAAUCGGGAGCGCGUGCAGGUCUAGAGAGGGGUGGGCGGGUCCUGGAGCAAGAAUGGCGCGUGGCGGCGAGAAGCUCAGGACGAGUUCGCGUGUGGCGUCGUUAGAGCGCGCUUUGUAGCGCGGGGUUGGUUCCAGAAUGGAGGCGGGGAAGGGGUGCAGCGCUCGCGCGCGUUUGACGUAAUUCAGAGGACUCCCGAGUACACAGGUCCUGUCCCAGCAGAACGCGAGUCUCCGAUGGCACGGAGCGAGAUGUCCCCGAGCCGGACGCAGCACUCGCCCCCUACACAGAGACCCAACGCCUGCUGCUUCUGCUGGUGCUGCUGCUGUAGCUGCUCUUGUCUCACUAUUAGGAGAGAAGAUGAGAGUCGCCGGAGAUUGAAAUCCCAGGAGACUAAGCUGGAGACCAUACCAAACUGUGAAGCUUGCACCAAACCAACGGUGGAGGAGAUUAAACAGUGGGCUCAGUCCUUCGAUAAGCUGAUGAAGAACCCGGCAGGCCGGAACGUGUUCCGCGAGUUUCUGCGCACAGAGUACAGUGAGGAGAACAUGCUCUUCUGGCUGUCCUGUGAGGAUCUGAAGAAGGAGAUCAACAAGAGCAUGAUAGAGGAGAAGGCACGCAUGAUCUACGAAGACUACAUCUCUAUACUUUCACCAAAAGAGGUGAGUUUGGAUUCGCGGGUGCGUGAGGUAAUCAACAAGAAGAUGCAGGACCCAACUCCACACACGUUUGAGGACGCACAGCUGCAGAUCUACACGCUCAUGCACAGAGACUCAUACCCACGCUUCCUCAACUCAUCCAUCUAUAGAUCACUGGUGCAGGGGGGCUCACGCUCCUCCUCAGAAUCCUAGACCCACCUCUGUCUAUGUGUCUCUCUCUCUUUCUCUCCAUUCAUCCUUCCAUCACACAACCACUAAAGGAGAACGUACAUGUUGGCUUCUUGUCAUGGAUGGAUUAUGUCUCCCAGGCCACUUCCUGUGUUUUGCUUUGACUUCGCCUCUGUUGUUUUGGAGGGCACAACAUCCCUCCGGAAUGUUCUGAACCCGCACAGGCUGAAACUGGAAGACACAGGGUUGAAGUAGUAGUCAUAGUCAUUCCACUGCUUGUGAUGAUGGAAACAACUACUGAUCCACGCGAGUCUCUUUGUCCUUUGUACAUUUAUUUCCAUAGGUACGUGUACGAACACAGUUUUAGGACUUGUUUUAUCUUUUUACCUGAUGUCAUGAGUUGACAAAACACAAGAGAGCCUCUGCAAUAAGACACACUGGAGUUGACUUUCUCCGCUCCACAUACAACCGGUUUGCCUAUUAUACCUAUACCUUUGACCUGUCCACUGUCUCCCUUCUCUGAGAUCAUCUCUCUGAGACAUGGGGUUGGGUGGUGGUGGAUGGUUAUGUUUGUUACCGGAGGGGCCGGAAGUUUCCCAGUUGCAAAAAAAAAAAAAAGAAAGAACAAGAAGAAAAAAGAAAACAAUAUUUAGAAUAUUAAAAAGUUUUAACAAAUGAAAUUGAAAAUGACAAGAGGAAGAUAGAUGUAGAUACAAAGAAAAAAAGUGAGUGGUGAGAAGAUGCUUAAGUCUUAAUUAGACUGGUCACUCAAAAUGCAUUUUAAACUUAGUAUUGUUCAUGUUAUUUAUUUUCUAUUUUGUCAACUUUUGUUCUUGUACAGUCAAUUUUAAAAAUCCGGUACGGAUGACGCAAACCGAGCAAGGUCACGAGUGCUUCAUAGUGCACCGUUUGUGUAUGAGUGUAUGUUUGUGUACAUGUAGGGGUGUGUGUGUGUGUGUGUGUGUGUGUGUGUGUGUGUGUGUGUGUGUGUGUGUGUGUGUGAGCAUGUGUAGGCAUGCAUGUGUCUCUAGGUUACAGGAUGAAAAGCUUGAUGGGUCUCAUGACCUUUUCCUUGGCAAAAAUUGCAGAAAAAAAAUCACAGAUGCUGCUUUCUGGGUUUCUUUAGUAAUUCUUCAGUAUUGUAAUAGUUUGUCAAAUAAACUCCUUAUUCAGAUGAAUUUAAUAAGGAUUGUUUAUAGAUGCAAAGCACCUCAAAAUCCUAUGUGCAUGUUUUUUUUAAGGUCACAUCUCAAGGGAAACCAGUGUUAGUGUUGUUAUUACCUUAUUACCUGAACACCUUAAGGCUUUAAAUAAUAAUGCUCACUUCAAUAAGAAUAAAACCAGAACAACCAGCAAAAUCCCUUUUAAUUAUUGGACCCAAAUCAUUCUGUAGAUGUGGAAAUCUCUAAUUUUAUAGCAAAGUGGUGCUUCACAUCUAUGACAUUGUGUGUCCUUGUUGACAUUUGUACAGUUUGUGAAUAGUCACCUAGCACAAUGAAUGGAACUCUGCUUGAGCACCUAGGCCUUGACUUGUGCACCGUGCAGGACUUACAUUCAUUGUGCUACAGGAAUGUUCUAAACUGCUCAAACAGCUGUAUUGAAUUCAUCUGAUUUUAGGACUUGUUCACUGCCGAAAGUAUGAACUGGGCUUCAGCGCACAGAGGCUUUGGAUGGGACAUUAGUGAUAUAUAGGAUGGUCACAGAUAUCAGCAAACACACACACACACUUAGGCCAUGUCCACAUGUAUAUUGUUAUUUUUGACAACAGUAUUUUGGGUCACUGAAAACGGAGCUUUUUGAAACCACCCACUGUUUCACUGUUUUUGUGUGGACAGGAAAAAAAAAAGAGAAAGCUGUCUGUGUGAAUCUGCAUAUGCGCACUGUUGUUUACAUAUGUAAUGAGUGAGCUAGCACUCUAUUUAUUAUGGCUGCUUAUUUCAAAUGUGUUAGUGUUUCUAAUUUCUGCAUUUCUCUAUGCAUUAAUAUUACACCUGCAUGCAGAUACAUCUGAGUCCACCACACAAACAAUACAAACUGUGCUGUAAACAGAAAUUAUUAAUAGGACCUAAGUGUAACCUUAAUCACUAGUUCCACAUGACUGUCAGUCUACAUAAUUUAAUUGUCAUUUUUCAUUUUAGAACUUUAGUUGAGCCGCAACCCUGACCAGCGUAUCUCCACCCAGUUGGUUGGCCUGCUCAAUCAAACGUUUUUGCAUUUUCGUAUAGACAAAGAUAAGAGUGUGGACACCUGAUCAUAACAUCCAUAUGUUUUUCCCCAAAUUGUUGCCACCAAGUUUAAAGCACACGAUUGACCAGAAUGUCUUUGUAUGAUUAAGCAUUAAGAUAGUCUCUCACUGAAAUAAAGGAGGCCAAACCUGUUCCAGCAUGACAAUGCUGCUGUGCACAAAGGUCCUCUUAUGAACUCCACUGAACACCCUUGGGCUGGAUUUGUACACCAACUUCACAUCCUGCCUUUUUGUUUGAGAUCAAUGUCUGACCGCUCUUGUGUGAGAGGGCAAAUAUCCUUACAGUCAUGCUCCAAAAUCCAGUAAAGUGGGGACCAAUCCCAUUAUAUUGUGAUAGGAUGUUAAGUAAUCAAGAGUCCACAUUUAUGCUAUUUGUGUAGAUAGGAUUUUCCUUUUGAAAGAGCCAUGUUUUCAAAAACUACUUUAUGUUUGUGGAUGGGGUUUUAUAGACACAGCUUUAACCCAUAUUGUGUAUUGUGCUGAUAGUGAUGGUACUGUGUAUUUAGAUGAUGAUCAUGUUUCAUUCUGGAAAUUACAAGCUGCAGCCUAUUGAAAUAAUGCUAGGUGGGUAGGUUGAGUUGAGCUGAGGCAUAUUACACCUUUUCCCUCCAAUAACUCCCUUACUAUACAGAACACUUGGUUUAUUAAUAGUACUGUACAUCAAGGCUACUAGCGUUGUAAAGACAUUUCAAACACAUUACUUGUUCAUAGGGCAAGUACGAUAAUAAGCCCUUCAUGCCAACUGACGAACACGUUUAUAAAGCAUUACUCCAGCAGCUGACGUAAAGACACGUGCAAGUUUACGUAACACAAUUGCAUAACAUGACUGAUAUAGCAGAUAUACUCUGAGCUUCAUGAACGUUAUGUAUUGUGACACUCUACUGUGUUCUAAAUAAGCUUGGAAAGUGCCACAGCACAGCCUUAUUUUACCCAAACUUUGUUACUUGUCUCAGGUGUUUUGUCAACUUGACUUUAAAUUAGCAAAAGCUGUCUUUAUGGCAGUUGAUGCCUGUCCGAAAGAAUCUGUUUCAACAAAUCUAUAUAUGUUGUGAUGAAGGGCUUAUGCAGGUGGGCAAGAAAUGGCAAGUAAAAUGUUUAGAAGACAUUUUUUAUAUUAAGGGGCUUCAAUUUCAUUUGGUUAUCAAAAGCUCUAUUAAAGAAUGGCUGAAAGUCUGUAAAACACUUCCAGUAGCCUUGACAUGAUACUUCUAGAAACCUUGGUGACUGAAAACCUUCAUAGACAUAAAAAAAAAACAAAUACAACAUCAACUUCUAUAUACUACUGUAAAAGUGUAAAAAAAAAUUUAAAAAAAAGUAAUCACUCAUAUUAUAUUGAUUUUAAGUAACUGUUUGGUGACUUUUAUUCUACCUUAAAAGCCCAGGAAUUAUCCAGUCUAGCAAAAUAGACUCACUCACUCAAAUUCAGUAAGUCCUUUCUCCUAGUCAGGGUCUCAGUGAAUCUGGAGCCUAUUCCGGGAAUACUAGGGAUACACCUAGGAUGGGAUUCCGGUCCGUCACAGUGGUACUAGACUGCAAACAGUAAAUGUUCAUUAUGAACAUUUAUCAAACAGUCUCUAUGUAAAUACUGGGUCCUGCAUAACAGUCCUGGCAUGACCGUGCAGUUUUACCAAAUUUAAGAGAGUUUCAAGUCUAUUUGGGAUUCAUUAUCUGCUACUAUUCAUACAAACUCACACACACUUUAACAUUUGCACACUUUAACAUUUUUUUUUCUUUUAUAGCUCACACACAAAAGAACGUCCAUUGAAUCCAUUACAUUUCAAGUUAAGGCAGUAAAAUGGUAACAUGAUGGUAUGCAUCAUCCAUUCCUGUUAUUUUAAUUGGCAUGAAGCCACCACUAAAAUAGGUCACUUUAUGACCAGUAAACUUUCUAGGACUCCCUUUUUCUGUACGUCCUAGCCUCCUUGUGUGCGCCCAAGUGACCCUUGGUACGAACUCUGUUUUGUAAUUUCUGUUAAGAAUGGUGUGGCAUAGAAGACCUGUAAUCGGUGCUGGUGCUACCACUGUGAGCUUGUGUACCUCCUAUGCCCUCUGUGUCUGUACAUUUCGAAAUGUGAAUUUGAACGACAACCACUGUUCUGUGUGUAUGUGUGUUUGUUCUCAGUACGAGAGGAAAAUUGGGCAGAUACAAUAGGCAGUGUUAUGAACUCUUUCAUUAUGGCACUGAGCUAAAUACUGUUUUUGUUCAUUUGCUGUAUUUGUGUAAAGCCAUUUCUACCUGACUGAUACAGACAUACCUUUUCCCUAAAACUCCCAUCUGGAGGAUGUUUUGGGUGAUGUUUCAAUAUUGCUUUUAGCAAUGCGGUCUCUUGAGUAUCAUUGUCGCUAGUUGUAGGGGCCUUUCCAAUACCUAAUUAGCUUAUUAGCUCAGGUGACAUUUUUUUUGGAUAAGCAAUGGAGGGCUGGGAUUUUGAGUGUCCAACUGAACAGCAAAACCUUCUAAAAGACAUUGCAACCUGAGCUUAUUUUGGUUUCAGAUUCAGUGGGGCUAUUUCUAAAUGUAUAAAGGAGCAAUAAAAUAUUCAAUAAUUUAAUUGAGGUGGUAUAUAGUCUACUACUCUCUCACCAAUUAAGUAACUACCAGAGGUGGUAAAAGUCCAAAAAAAUCCUUACUCAAGUGAAACAGCAAAUCUAAAUAAAAAUGUUUUGGUGAAAGUUAAAAUACAGCUUCUAUUUUUUUACUCAGGGUAAACUACCAGAUACAAAACAUAGCCAACAAUAGGUAAAUCAUUGGCUCGAUAGAUAUUAGGUCUCUUACUUUUUCCUUUUUUUCUCUUCUUUCUUUUUUUUUUUUAAGAUUAGAGGGAUGGUUUUUCCCUCCAUUUUGGUGUAAGUUAUAGCACUCAUAUAAAUGGGUAAAAACAUGACAUGUAAAAUGUAGAAAUGUACAUAAAACUGCAUUAAGGGGUUGUCCACCCACCAUGUCACACCCAUUAGAAUGUAGAAUUUUAAUCAAUUCCUUGCACAAAAAAUUCCAAAAAUACUGUAGAUAUUAUAGAAUUUCUUUUAAAAAUGUACCUUACUUUCCACCUUUGCUAAUCACUUUUUUUUAGCUAUAAGCUGUUUAAAAUGAAAUAAUGAACAAAUCACCAACAAAACAGAUUGAACAACACGCUUGCUGUGUGUUGUGGUUGAUGGAACCACUCUGUACAUAAUCUAUCUAGUCAACUAUUAGGCGUUAUUCAAUAAUGAAUUAUGUACAAUUUAUUUUGCCAUAGAGCAUGUACGCAUGACUUAUACAUCAUUCACUUUGACAUUAUUUAACAGGUGUACAUAUUUUGAGCUGGUGAGGUUUGGAUUAAACUUACUGAAUUCAAGUGACCGGUUUAACUAAUGAUCCUAAUAUGAUAGAACAAUCACUGAUGUAGACUCUGUGAGAGGGAUGACUGGGGUAUGUUAGAAACAUAUAAUUGAAAACAUAGGCCUGAUUCUUUCCCCUGAACAAGUAGGGGAAUUACAUUCCCACCAAAUGCUUCAGGGCCAAAUUGAAAAGAUUUUUCCCUGAUUUCAUGUCAUAAUGAUGUGAAAUGCA
This is a messenger RNA of Tachysurus fulvidraco (yellow catfish), 6823 nucleotides long. RefSeq names its product regulator of G protein signaling 19 (gene rgs19). NCBI's taxonomy places the organism in Eukaryota, Metazoa, Chordata, Actinopteri, Siluriformes, Bagridae. The coding region runs from base 438 to 1052 and encodes 204 amino acids. The transcript has 5 exons. The record is from RefSeq and is a predicted model, not a curated record.